Messenger RNA from Scatophagus argus, 1248 nucleotides. RefSeq names its product P2X purinoceptor 5-like. The transcript has 12 exons. Gene Ontology annotation, molecular function: extracellularly ATP-gated monoatomic cation channel activity; purinergic nucleotide receptor activity. Gene Ontology annotation, cellular component: nuclear inner membrane; plasma membrane. Gene Ontology annotation, biological process: monoatomic cation transmembrane transport; response to ATP. Lineage: Eukaryota; Metazoa; Chordata; Actinopteri; Scatophagidae. The coding region runs from base 89 to 1222 and encodes 377 amino acids. The record is from RefSeq and is a predicted model, not a curated record.
UCUGUCAGUAUAUAUACACCUUUUCUGAAAGCGGGCUUUAUGGAAGAGUGUCCAGAAAACCCCCAGAACACCAUCCCCACAGUGAAAGAUGGUGGUGGCAGCAUCAUCAUGCUGUGGGGAUGUUUUUCAGCACAAGGGACUGGGAAACUGGUGGGUUUUUAUUAGCAAGAAGGGCUACCAAGAGACAGACGAGUCCAUUCAGAGUUCUGUCACAACUAAACUGAAGGGAGUCUCGGUGACUAACACUACUGAGUCUGGGCUGCUGGUUUGGGGGCCGGAGGAUUAUGUCAUCCCACCACAGGGUGAAGCUCUUCUGUUUGUGGUAACCAAUUUCUUAGAGACGCCAAACCAGAAGCUGGGAUACUGUGCUGAGAACCUCAAUGUGCUGGGAGGCCGCUGUGGAGAUGACGAGGACUGUAAAGAAGGAAAGAUAGUAGAGCUUGGUCAUGGAAUUAUGAGUGGCCGAUGCUUAAGGAAAGAUGAAAACUCCACUGGUAGCUGUGAAAUCUACAGCUGGUGUCCCACUGAAAGAAGGUUCACACCACAGAAAUCUAUGCUGACGAAUGCUGAAAACUUCACCAUCUACAUCAAGAAUUUUAUCUCUUUUCCCAAAUUCACAUUCUCAAAGUCUAAUGUUCUUGAAACGACUGACCGCUCCUAUUUGAAGAAAUGCCGAUACGAUGAGAAGCUCCACCCCUACUGCCCCAUCUUUCGCCUGGGUGACAUCACCAGGCGAGCUGGAUACAAAUUCCAGGACAUGAACACAUAUGGAGCCUCCAUUGGCAUUAUGAUAGAGUGGAACUGUGACCUUGACAAAAGCUACUCUGAAUGCAAUCCACAAUACCACUUCAUUCGCAUGGACAUAAUCUCAAACAAAACAGUUGCAAUGGGAUUUAACUUCAGACACACUCGGUAUUUCAGAAAUGCCGCUGGUGAGAUGUAUCGAACUCUGUUCAAAGUCUAUGGUAUCCGAUUUAACAUCAUGGUGCAUGGAAAGGCAGGGAAGUUCAGCAUCAUCCCAACAGCCAUCAGUGUUGCUUCAGGACUGGCUUUGAUGGGUGCCCAGGGAGCUUUCGUCUGCGACAUCGUUCUUCUCUACCUAUUAAAGAAGAGCAACUCAUAUCGGAACAUGAAGUUUGAAGGAUUCAGAAAUAAUAAGAAAUCAGCAUCUGAAGACAACGGUGUGGAAGACAGAACAGAGAAUGAGAAUCUGAGCUUGUAACAUGUUCCUGUUCGUUAUAGUGUAAA